This is a messenger RNA of Pieris brassicae (large cabbage white), 7655 nucleotides long. It is a transcript of the gene Gogat, whose product is annotated as glutamate synthase [NADH]. The coding region runs from base 198 to 6338 and encodes 2046 amino acids. Gene Ontology annotation, molecular function: iron-sulfur cluster binding; FMN binding; flavin adenine dinucleotide binding. The transcript has 43 exons. The record is from RefSeq and is a predicted model, not a curated record. Lineage: Eukaryota; Metazoa; Arthropoda; Insecta; Lepidoptera; Pieridae.
CUCAGUCAUUCGCGAGACACCGGCAUUUAUAGUCGACUGAUGAAGGUCACUAUUUAACGCCGGCUUUUCCGUUCUAUUUUUAAAAAAAUUGCUUUGAAAUCUAUCAGUUUUAAAAAUAAAAUCAGUGAAAGUGUGACGAGAGUAUAGUGCAAUUUUUGAGCACAAUUUUUUAAAUCCAUCAAACUUAUUUCCGAGGUAUGGAGUGGGAAGGGCCGGCCAAGCAAGGCUUGUACGACCCUCAGAACGAGCACGAGGCCUGUGGCGUUGGUUUUGUUGUCGCUAUCGACGGAAAACGUACCCAUAAAAUCAUCCGUGAUGCCGAAACCCUCGCGAAACGUAUGGAACAUCGUGGUGCGUGCGCGUGCGACAACGACACCGGAGAUGGUGCUGGAGUGUUGACUGCUAUUCCGCAUCAGUUCUACUGCGCGCAGCUGAGAGACUCGCACCAAAUAGAUCUGCCCCCUUUCGGGAAGUACGCAACUGGCAUAUUCUUUCUGGACAAACUCCAUCACCAGAACAUUGAAGCCAAGUUCUUGAUUCUGGCUGAGAGUAUUGGCCUUAAAGUCCUCUGUUGGAGGACUGUUCCAACCAACAAUUCUACCAUUGGUCAAGUGGCUCGUAACUCGGAGCCAUAUAUGCGUCAAGUGUUUGUAACUGGCGAUAUUGACGACGAACAGCAUCUAGCACGUCAGGUGUUCGUGUUACGAAAACGUGCGUCGCACGAGCUCGUCUUGCCCGGAGCUCGGUUCUAUAUUUGCAGUCUGUCCUUGAAAACCGUCGUCUAUAAAGGAUUGCUGACUUCCAACCAAUUAUGGGAAUACUUCAAAGAUCUGUCGAACCCCGCGUUCACGACGUACCUGGCGCUGGUGCAUACAAGAUUCUCCACCAACACCUUCCCAAGCUGGGAGAGAGCACAUCCUUUAAGGGUUCUAGCUCACAAUGGAGAGAUAAAUACGUUGCGAGGUAACGUGAACUUGAUGAAGGCCCGCGAGGGUGUGAUGAAAAGCAACAAAUUUGGAGAAGACCUGAAGAAACUCUACCCGGUAGUGGAACCAAAUCUAUCGGAUUCCGGUUCGGCUGACUGCGUUUUGGAGUUCUUACUCCACGCCGGGAACAGAUCUCUCCCCGAAGCCGUCAUGACCAUGGUGCCGGAGGCAUGGCACAAUGACCAGACCAUGGACAAAGAGAAGAGAGACUACUACAUGUGGGCUUCUUGUGCCAUGGAACCCUGGGACGGGCCAGCUCUGAUUUCCUUCACUGAUGGACGGUACAUAGGUGCCAUACUUGAUAGGAACGGUCUACGUCCAUCUCGAUUCUACGUCACCAAUGAGAACAUCCUCGUCAUGGCGUCUGAAGUCGGCGUGUACGAUGUUGAUCCGGAGAAAGUUAUUCUAAAGAGUCGCCUAAAACCAGGGCGUAUGUUGCUUGUUGAUACCGAGGACAAACGAAUCAUUCAAGACGUCGAACUCAAGAGGAACAUUGCCCAAAGCAGACCACAUUCGCAAUGGAUUCAAGAACAGAUGUCCAUGGAAGAUAUCCACAAAUCGAUACCACGGCAGAACGGUUCUCUUAACGGAGGUACCACGGAACCUAUAUCUGGUCUUUCCGAUAUGAGACUCGGUCUUUUCGGAUACACCAUCGAAUCGAUUAAUAUGCUGCUUCUGCCAAUGAUACAGAACAAGAAAGAAGCACUCGGAAGUAUGGGCAAUGACGCCCCACUGGCUUGCCUUUCUCAAUUCCAGCCUCUGCCAUACGAAUACUUCAAACAGCUAUUCGCACAAGUAACGAACCCGCCCAUCGACCCUUUCAGAGAGAAAAUCGUGAUGUCCCUAAUGUGCCCAAUUGGUCCCACUGCUAAUAUACUGGAACCGAGUGCAGAGUUCGUUCAUCGACUGUUCCUGCCUCAACCCAUACUCUCUAUACCCGACUGCGAGGCUUUAAAGAAGAGUAAUUACCGGGGAUGGAAGACUAAAGUAAUAGACUGCACAUUCGAAUACACUGAUGGGCCUUUGGGCCUAGAGGCAGCCUUAACCAGUAUCUCUAAAGAGGCCCACAGUGCUGCAACCGCUGGAUACCAACUUCUGGUGCUUUCUGAGCGAUUGGCCGGACCCAGACGAGUGCCAGUUAGUUCUUUGCUUGCACUUGGUGCGGUCCAUCAUCACCUGAUCGAGACACGUCAGCGCAUGAAGGUUGGCAUCAUCGUGGAAACGGCUGAAGCCAGAGAAGUUCACCAUAUGUGUGUUUUGCUUGGUUACGGUGCAGACGCUAUAUGUCCGUACUUAGCGUUCGAGCUGGCGUUUUCAUUACGAAACGACAAUAUUCUAGACCCAACCUUAACCGAUGCCGACAUAUACACGGCCUACCAGAAAUCUAUCGAGACUGGCUUGGCCAAGGUCAUGGCCAAGAUGGGAAUCAGCACCUUACAGUCGUACAAAGGCGCCCAAAUCUUCGAGGCCGUUGGGCUCAGUGAGGAAGUCGUGGACAAGUGCUUUAGAGGCACGCAGUCCAGGAUUGGUGGUGUAACGUUCGAAAUAUUAUCGAAAGAGAUUUUCGACAGACAUGCUCUGACCUACGGAGACUGUAAAGACAUGCUGGUCUUACGGAACCCAGGCUACUACCACUGGCGCGCCGGUGGCGAGAAGCACAUCAACGAUCCGAUGUCCAUUGCCAACUUGCAGGAAGCCGCUUCUAACAAGAGCCAGUCCGGAUAUGACCGAUUCAAGGAAAGUGCGUUGGAGUCCGUCCGCGCCUGUACUCUUCGUGGGCAACUGGAGUUGGUGAAAUUAGACGAAUCCAUCCCGUUGUCUGAAGUCGAACCCGCUUCGGAGAUCGUCAAGAGAUUUGCUACUGGUGCGAUGUCCUUCGGAUCGAUAUCUUUGGAGGCCCACACGACUCUUGCAGUGGCCAUGAAUCGUAUCGGAGGGAAAUCCAAUACUGGGGAAGGAGGAGAAAACGCUGAUAGGUACUUGAAUCAGGAAGCAGAAUUCAACAAACGAUCCGCGAUCAAGCAAGUUGCAUCGGGUCGCUUUGGAGUUACAGCAUCAUAUUUGGCUCAUGCUGACGAUCUUCAAAUCAAAAUGGCGCAGGGGGCGAAGCCGGGCGAAGGGGGAGAGCUGCCUGGUUACAAAGUAACAGAAGAUAUAGCGCGUACGCGUUGCUCCGUGGCUGGCGUAGGGCUGAUAUCACCUCCUCCUCACCACGACAUCUAUUCCAUUGAGGACUUGGCUGAGCUGAUCUACGAUCUGAAGUGUGCCAACCCUAGAGCGAGGAUAUCUGUCAAACUCGUGUCCGAGGUGGGCGUAGGUGUGGUCGCUUCUGGAGUCGCCAAGGGUAAAGCCGAGCAUAUAGUGAUCUCCGGCCACGACGGUGGAACAGGUGCAAGUUCCUGGACUGGAAUUAAAAGUGCAGGUUUACCUUGGGAGCUUGGAAUCGCGGAGACCCAUCAGGUUCUGGUCCUCAAUGAUCUUCGGUCCAGAGUUGUCGUACAAGCCGAUGGACAGAUCCGUACUGGAUUUGACGUGAUGGUGGCAGCUCUCCUCGGUGCUGAUGAGUUUGGCUUCAGUACAGCACCUCUUAUUGCGCUUGGAUGUACGAUGAUGCGUAAAUGCCACUUGAACACGUGUCCCGUCGGAAUCGCCACUCAGGAUCCGGUGCUGAGGAAGAAGUUCGCUGGCAAACCGGAGCAUGUCAUCAACUAUCUAUUUAUGUUGGCUGAAGAGGUGCGCGAACACAUGGCGGCCGUUGGUGUACGUCGCUUCCAGGAGCUGAUCGGUCGUACGGACUUGCUGAAAGUGCGUGAAAAUAACGACAACCACAAAGCCAGAGCUCUGAACCUGAGUCUGAUACUGAAGAAUGCCUUACACAUGCGACCAGGUGUCAAUAUCAUCGGAGGAUCUAAAUCACAGGACUUCCAGCUGGAGAAGCGUCUGGAUAACCAGGUGAUCCAACAAUGCGCUGGUAUUUUGGAAGGUACUGAGAAGAAUGUCGAUGUCAGUUUGAGAAUCACCAACGAAGAUCGGGCAUUUACGUCCACACUUUCGUACCAUAUUGCGAUGAAAUACGGUGAGAACAGUCUACCUGAGGGUUCUUCAAUAAACAUAUCGCUGACCGGUUCAGCUGGUCAGAGCUUCUGCGCUUUCCUUUGCAAAGGGGUGACCGUCACUUUGGAAGGAGAUUCUAACGACUACGUCGGCAAAGGAUUAUGCGGGGGCACAGUCAUAAUCUACCCACCAAAGUGCUCCCCAUUCGAGUCUCACGUGAACGUGAUCGUUGGAAAUGUGUGUUUGUACGGAGCCACCUCUGGACGGGCUUAUUUCAGGGGUAUAGCAUCGGAACGUUUCUGCGUACGUAAUUCAGGAUGCGUGGCCGUCGUGGAGGGUGUAGGAGACCACGGCUGCGAAUACAUGACGGGAGGAACCGUGCUGGUGCUGGGCCUCACUGGUCGGAACUUCGCUGCCGGGAUGAGCGGUGGUAUCGCGUAUGUCUAUGACAUUGACGGCUCCUUCAAGGGCAAAUGCAAUCCAGAAAUGGUUGAACUGCUGCCCUUGGAGAAACAGGAUGACCUAGAUGUAGUAAGGACAUUGCUGGAAGAGUUUGUUGAGUAUACUGGAUCGAUAAUUGCCAAAGAAUUCCUAGAAACUUGGCCGGAACCAGCGCACAAGUUUGUUAAAGUUUUCCCCUACGAAUACCAGAGGGCGCUCAAACAAAUCGCCCUGAAGCAGCCUUCGCCGCCCAAGGUCGAGGCAAAUGGGAAGCCGGAGGAAAACGGUCUCGUGGAUAUUGAAGAGGCUGUAAGAGAUAUCGAGAAGGACAAGAAGAAUUUGGAGAAGAUACUCGAUAAGACCAGAGGAUUCAUAAAAUACCCUCGCGAGACUUCGAUGUACCGUCCUGCAGAAAAGCGUUUACGCGAUUGGGAUGAGAUAUACAACUUUUCUCACGUGCGCCGCGGUCUUCGGGUACAGGCUGCCCGUUGUAUGGAGUGCGGGGUACCCUUCUGUCAGAGUCAGCACGGAUGCCCCCUGGGGAACAUUAUACCCAAGUGGAAUGAUUUGAUAUAUAGAGCGGAUUGGAAGCAGGCGCUGGCGCAUUUGCUACAGACUAAUAAUUUCCCAGAGUUCACGGGUCGCGUUUGCCCGGCGCCAUGUGAAGGCGCUUGUGUCCUGGGUAUAUCAGAACCACCUGUUACCAUCAAGAACAUCGAGUGCGCCAUCAUCGACCACGCCUUUGACAAUGGGUGGAUACAACCCGAGAUUCCAACGAAUCGUAAUGGCAAGACUGCGGCAGUUGUCGGUUCAGGACCGGCCGGGUUGGCGUGUGCGCAUCAACUUAAUAAGGCGGGGUACACUGUAAGCGUGUUUGAGCGUAACGAUCGUCCGGGUGGGUUACUCCAAUAUGGUAUCCCCAGUAUGAAACUCGGCAAAGAUGUGGUCGCGAGAAGAAUCAAACUGAUGGCUGCUGAAGGCAUCUCCUUCAAGUGCAAUGUGGAUGUUGGGAAGGACAUAUCCGCUGCUGAUCUCGCGAACGAGUACAACGCGGUAGUCCUAUGCAUGGGUGCGACCUGGCCCCGGGACCUGCCGCUCAAGGGCCGACAACUCAACGGUAUACAUUUCGCUAUGGAGUUCCUCGAGGGUUGGCAGAAGAAACAGGCUGGACCCACGCAGCAUCACGCCAAAAGCACGCAAUACAUCUCCGCCAAGGACAAGAAUGUUCUGGUUAUUGGUGGUGGUGAUACUGGAUGCGACUGUAUCGCCACAUCCCUCCGUCAAGGCGCCAAAUCAAUCACGACAUUUGAGAUUCUCCCAGAACCUAAGACUACUCGAGGACAAGAUAAUCCCUGGCCGCAAUGGCCUAGAGUUUUCAGGGUUGACUAUGGACACGAAGAGGUCAAAGUCAAGUUCGGAAACGACCCCAGAAAAUUCUCCACAUUGACGAAGGAGUUCCUUGAUGAUGGCGAAGGAAACGUUUGCGGAGUAUCAGCAGUUGAGGUGGAAUGGACCCGUGGGGCAGGAGGCAGAUGGGAUAUGAAAGAGGUCCCUGGGACCAACAAGGUGUACAAGGCAGAGCUAGUACUCCUUGCUAUGGGCUUCCUUGGGCCGGAGAGAUAUGUUGCGAACCAACUUGAAAUACCGGUGGACGCCCGUAGCAACGUUGAAACAGCUAAGGACAAUAUUUACAAAACGCCUGCCAGUAAUAUAUUCGCGGCUGGUGAUUGUCGUCGAGGGCAGUCGCUCGUUGUGUGGGCAAUUUCCGAGGGCAGACAGGCAGCCCGGGCAGUUGACGUAUUCCUUCAGGGGCAAUCUUACCUACCUGGACCUGGCGGAGUUGUUCAUGACCACUAAACCACUCCGUCAAAUCUUAUGUCGGAUACUUUGUCGAAAGCUUUUAAAUAGAUGUUUUAUGUGAUAAUCAAAUUUGAGAGCUGCUUGUAAUUUGAUAUAAAAAAAUUAUAGAAUACAUUAAUUAUAAAUUUAUAUUUUAAUGAUAGAUAGAUAGACGCAGAAAAAGUAUGUUGUUUUUUUUUUGUUUUUUUUUCUGUUAUCCAGAACUAAUUACGUUUCAGAAAUAGCUCCUAAAUUUGAUUAUUUAUUGGCAAAACUAACUCGAAUAGUUUUUCCAAUCUCAAAUUAGUUGAUACAUUCCGCUUUUAGUUAACGAAAAUUUUAAUUGUGAUCUCCAAACAAGCUUUUCGAACGUUAAAUAAUAAAUGCCCUUAAAUUGUUCAGCAGAACAGUAUUUGAAUUAGUCAGCAUUGAUAAACCUUAUUUACUCUAGAAAAUACAUAAAAAAUCUAUUAAGAUACAUAAACAAUAUACAAUAAUGAUAUUUUGUUGUCUCGCAAAAAAAAUAUAUGAAAUUCAAAUAUAUUUAUUAUUAAGUAAAUUAUGUUUUUUUUAAUGUUACCGAUGCGAUUGUAUGUCAAACAAUAUAAUGUUUUUUUUUAUUAAUAAGACACCAAAAUUUGGCUAACUGUGAAAUCGUAAUCUGUGAUUUACAGUAAUGAGAUUAGAGUUGUGUUGUGGAUGGAUUCCAAUUAUGACGUCAUAACAAAACCUUAAGUGACGUCACACUGAUUUAAAUAAGUGUCAAGAAAACGUAAUUAACGGAAAGCGUUCUUACGUAACGGGCGGUCACCAAUCUCGGAAUUACGUGAAUGUUGAAUUUAGAAAUGAAGCCGCGCUGAACUAAAACGCUCCAUUUUUGUUUGUCAGACUGCAAUUUUUUUUUUAAUUUCAAUUAAUUUUUGCAUUUUCAGCACAGCAUAUAAUAAUGCCAUAGCCAACUUCGUAAUGGUCAUAUACAUUUAUACAACGUAAAUGUUUUGUUUUGUGCAAUUUGAGAGAAUUUCAUGAUGUUGCGUUUUAGUCCAGAAUUUGUUUGGGUCGUAUGGUUUAUAUAAAGGUUAUAAUGUAGAUAAAAGUUUAAGUACAAACAAAUAGAGGAGUUGAGGCUCAUUUUUCAAUAAUAAAUAAAUUUCGUGACACCUUGGAUGAAAAAUGGUCUAGAGCAGUGUUUUCCAACAUUCCUACGCCCCACUGGAGGGGGGGGGCAUUGUCGAUUUUUUUAAAUUAUUGUUUGUAGUUUCAUUUUUUCUUUGUAUUUUUUGAAACAAUUAUCAAGUAAUUUCUUCCUAAAGAAUCACAUAAGUUUCUUAAUUA